Messenger RNA from Andrographis paniculata, 1463 nucleotides. RefSeq names its product putative anthocyanidin reductase. Bases 393 to 1463 code for a protein of 356 amino acids. The transcript is spliced from 6 exons. The record is from RefSeq and is a predicted model, not a curated record. Gene Ontology annotation, molecular function: oxidoreductase activity, acting on the CH-OH group of donors, NAD or NADP as acceptor. NCBI's taxonomy places the organism in Eukaryota, Viridiplantae, Streptophyta, Magnoliopsida, Lamiales, Acanthaceae.
ACUUUAGAAUUCUUAGAACUUCAUUGGGGCACGACAACUCAGUCUUGGUGAGCCACUUCUUUUGAAAAUAACACAAGCAUUGCUUAUUUUUUUGUUAAGGACUGUUUUGUCUUUUCAGUCAGUAUUUACCCAUUUGAAUGGAUGUUUUUAAAAUAUUGAAUUAGGUUUUUUCUUAUCCUUUUCCCUAAUUAAGAAAAUUCCUCCCUCAUGAAGUUUUAAUAUUUUUGUAUACCCAGCCAAUCGCAGACGCCUUGGUUUUGAGUUCAUUCUAUCUUCUCACUGCGCAACUUUUCUGCUUCAAAUCACUACGACAUCGUCUUCUUCUUCCAUCGUCUUAUUUUGCAGCUUGCCGGCCGGCAAGGCCAUCCAACAUAUUUCCAGUUAUCAACAGGAUGAAGGAAGGAAACAUAGAGCGAUCGAUUUUAGGGGAAACACACAAAAUGGGAAAUGGGAAAACCUAUUGCGUGACGGGGGCAACCGGUUACAUAGGAUCAUGGCUGGUCAAAUCCCUUCUCCAAAGAGGCUGCACUGUUCACGCCACUCUCCGGAAUCCUGAGAAGGCAUCCCAUUUUGUCAGUUUAUGGCAAGGGGAGGAUCGGCUGCGUCUAUUCACAGCUGAUUUACAGGAAGAUGGAAGUUUUGAUGAUGCAGUAAGAGGCUGCCAUGGCGUGUUUCAUGUUGCAGCUCCAAUGGAAUCGAUUAGGGUGCCGGCUAGUGCAGAUGCUGAAAACUAUGUUAAGACUGAGGUUGUGGAUCCAGCCGUCCGAGGGGCCCUAAACAUACUCAAAGCUUGUUUAAAAUCGGAUACCAGAAGGGUUGUUUUUACAUCGUCGAUUAGUACAAUGAGUGCAAAGGAUAGCUCUGGAAGAUGGUUACCAAUAGUAGACGAGCAUUGCCAAAUUCCCAUCCACGACGUUCUCAAGGCUAAAGCGAAUGGAUGGGCUUAUGUUCUGUCAAAGCUCUCGAGCGAAGAUGCUGCAUUCGAGUUUGCUGAGGAGAAUGGCAUUGAUCUUGUCUCUGUUAUUACGGCAACUGUAGGCGGUCCAUUCCUCACUCCUACUGUCCCUACAAGCAUUCAAUUUCUCCUUGCGCCGGUAACAGGCAGUCCUACAUUGUUCCCGUUGUUAGAAGCUGUGAACUCGAGAAUGGGAUCGAUUGCAAUGGUUCACAUCGAAGAUGUCUGCAAUGCACAUGUGUUUUUAAUGGAGAGAACCUGCGCGAAAGGGCGAUAUCUCUGCUGCGUCGAGAGCUGUUCAAUGUAUCGACUGGUUGAGCUCUUGAAAGCAGAGUCUUCUUUUCCUGUUGCUCUGAGGUUGGAGCAGGAUUCUUCGAGUCCUGUCGAGAUUUCUUCGAAGAAGAUUCGGGACUUGGGGUUUGAAUUCAAAUACAGUUGUCAAGACAUUGUUAAACAGACUCUGGACAAGUGUUUGGAGUUUGGAUUUCUACCACACUCUCGAGAAUGA